Molecule: messenger RNA, 7532 nt
Organism: Metopolophium dirhodum (rose-grain aphid)
Lineage: Eukaryota; Metazoa; Arthropoda; Insecta; Hemiptera; Aphididae
Exons: 15
Coding region: 573-4142 (1189 amino acids)
Source: RefSeq, a predicted model, not a curated record
UCGUCAGUUCCCUCCAAUCGUCGGCCCGCAGAGUCACGGGGUGCUCGCCGCCUCGGCCCUGCAGCGCACGCCGUCGCGUCUCCGCGACUUUAAUAACUUCAAUAAGUCUUACGUUUAACUCAACACGCCACUGACACGACAUUACAAUAAUAAUAUAUUAUGUGAUAACGUAUUAUUAUGACCGUUUCUUGGGACAUUAAUUAUUAUCGUCGUAAUGACGUACACAAUCUAAUAUAAUAUAAUAUGAUUAUUUGAAUAAUAAUUAUUAUUACUGAUAUUAUUGUUAUUAAAUCGUAACACGCGCGAUCAAUUAUUAAAAAGAUCUUUUUUCCCCCAUCAAAAUGUAACGACUCGACACAAUAUACCUGAUUUUCCCGCGGAAAGCGGCGUGGCAAUGAUGACCGAGCUGGCGGACGACAGCGUCGAGGGAUCGCGCGACGAGCUCGACUUCGAUGAUGGAUCGCACGCCGGUCGCGGUUAAAAUUCACGCAUCGACGAGUACACGCCGAAAUAAGACGAUAUAUCGCCAUCACGCACGCUGAUACGUUUAGCUGUGCAAUAUUCAUUAUAUUAUGACUACGUACGUGACGAUGGCCUGCUGCACCGUGGCACUGAUCGCGUCCCUAUCGCUCGACAACGGCGUCCGGAGUUUGGGGUUGGCGUCCGCCGGCAGAGAGGGACAGCCACCGAUGCCGUUACGGUUUUCGUCGGCCACGCAGGAUCGCAAACCUUAUCCGGAGGAUAGUCCGUCGGAACCGACUUAUGACUCCAUGGGUGACGACGAUGACGACGGUGACGGAGACGACGACGACGACGACGACGACGACAACGAUGACGACCCGGCUAAUACAGAAGACGACAGCAGUAAAGAGGAACGCGAAGAUCAGCUGGACCAGGACGAUCCAGUGAGCACGGUAACGGUGACUGCGGUUCGUGGUUCUGUGGCUUGGCUGCCGUGUGACAUAGGCGGUGGUAAUAACGAUGGUUUGCCAAAACAACCAGUAAGAGUCGCAUCGACCGGAGGUGGAGAGGGAAAUACUAAGGACUUGUCCAACACGAUCGAAGACCGAGCGUACAUGGUGCUGUGGUUCAAACACCAUUCGACGACAAUCCGUCACCGGAAUAGUAAAUCAAAAAAUAAAAAAAUAUGGUCCGGAGGAAAACCUCUCUACAGUUUCGACGUGCGUGGAAGACCGUUAGCUCACGCGUUGAAAUGGUCUUCGGACGAGGAGAGCGGAGGGUUCGGGCCCAGGGCGUCGUUUGUGGUGUUCGGCGGCAGUAGCGGCGGCGGUGGCGGCAGUGGACGAGGAAAAUGGUCGAAACAGCGUACUUUGCUGUUGGAUGAUUACAACGGUGGCCUGUACGACAACAGUAGCAAAGCAGCGCUCAAAGUCACCAACGUGACAGAACAGGACGCCGGGGCUUACAGGUGCCGAGUAGAUUUCCGCGAUUCACCUACCCGGAAUUAUCGAAUAAUCCUGAGAGUCAUAGUGCCACCUGACAAAAUGACAAUCGCUUAUAACGGAAUAGGAACGGAAAUGGACGGCGGAUCGCAUCACACCAUCGGUCCAGUGCCGGAAGGCGGGCGAUUGGUAUUGGAGUGCCGAGUUCAGGGAGGGAAACCCAAGCCACGGGUGCAAUGGUAUUCCGCGGACGGCAAAGUCACCUCUUCGCUCGGUACUGGAACAAUCGUGGACCUGACAGAGGAAGUAUCUUACGGAAACGAAAACGACGACGAAGAAACAACAACCAAAAGUCUUGUAAUUCAUCAAUUGAAUCGAAGUCAUGCUAAUAGUACAUACACGUGUCUGGCUGGAAAUGACGACAACACCAUGCAAUCAAAUCUCCGAAUGACAGUGCUGAUAAACAUGUACCUGAAUGUGAAAAGUGUACGUAUUGUCGGCAUACAUCCAAUAGACGAAUCAGAGAACACGGUUAAUUAUAACGAAGACAGUAAUAAUGACGGAGUUGUACAAGCAACAAAUCUUAUAUCUGGUAAGUGGUAUACGGGUGAAUGCUGGGCCGAGGGUGCAAGUCCUAAGGCUACUAUAGAAUGGUCUGUUGACGGAAACGGCACCUUAGCUGACGAAAUACCUUCAUCUCCAACCACGGCUCGCAUAACAGUAAUGGAACAAACCGAACAUAGCAGUAGGAUACGAUUGAGGCCUACGCCGAGUGACGAUGGUCGAUAUUUACGAUGCCGAGCUUGGAACCCUGAUAUUAAUACCACGAAAGAUAAUAUUAAAAAUAAAGCUUUAUUACUUAACGUCCAAUAUCCGCCUAUAGUUAAAUUGAGUUUGGGCCACACGUUCGAUCCGAGUAGAAUCAAAACGGGAGACGACGUGUAUUUCGAAUGCAAGGUGUUGGACGGUAGCGGGAGCAGAGGGAAACAACGUAAUCGCAUUGAAUGGUAUCACAACGGUCACCCGAUCUUGCAAAACGGCAGUAGCAACGGUAGCGUCAGCAUCGACUCGGAAAUCAAAGUCGUUCUUUUGAGCGCCGGCACUUUGGUCAUAAGGAACGUGGGCCGCCGACAUUCCGGUCGGUACACGUGUCAGUGUAAUAACGACCUGGGAAUGGGACGGUCACGACCGGUCACCCUCCGUGUCCAAUACGCUCCCGUUUGCGCGGACGACGGCAAUCAACUGCAAUUGGUGGGCGUGGAAGCCAACGAAAACCACGUCCGCAUCGUGUGCCGUGUAAGAGCAGACCCGGCCGACGACCGUGUGCAAUUCGAGUGGCUCGUGUGGCCGGGCGCUGCGGCCGCGGCCACCGGUGAGCUGCACCAGCAACAAUCACCGAGCGUGGUGGCCACCGGCAGCUACGUCACCACCGCGCUGCCCAACCAGCGGAACGACACGGCCGUCGGCGAGCUUGUACUUCCGGCCACGACCGUCGGUGUUCCGGACGUGGUCCAGUACGUGGACAGAGCGCCGCACGUCAAGAAACCCAUCGUGCUAGACACGGUCAGCUGUCGGGCCACCAACGCCGUCGGCCGUCAGCAGAACCCUUGUUUGUAUCACAUAAUACCGGCAUCUCCUCCGGGUCCGUUGACUGGCUGCGCGAUUCGAUUGCCCAAAGAUCAAGAACGCCACGCCGGCACCGGAAGUAGACAUCACCGUUACCACCAUCAACAACAUCAUCAUCAGCGACGCACUUCACCCGUCCACGACGGCGUGGAAGACAAAGACUUUGCAACAAUAAGUUGUACUUUAGACAACGACGGCGGAGUUAGGCCGGUGACUUACUCGUUGGAGAUUUACGAGAGCAACGAUUUGACCACGACGUUUCACGGAUCAUCCUACGCGACGGCGGACGACAACGACGACGACGUUCGACGCAAUAAUAAAUAUCGAGGCGAAUGGCUCGCGGACAACGUGACGGGCACCGCGGCCGCGUCGAUGGCGGGCGGCGGUUCGAUCGAGUACCGCGUGAACCGCAAGAACCUGCGGCUGAGAAACGGCCCGGACGACAGUCGAAAACAUUUGACCCUGUCGGCGUACGCGGCCAACCGCAUGGGCCGUGGCCCGCACACGUAUUUCGGUAGCGACAACGUGAUGUUGUUGAGGCACCCGUGGUGGUGGCGCGGCGAGUCGGCAUACGAGAGCAGUACGAGGGCCGCCGGUCCGGCCGGCACAUCGUCCACCGAAUGGUGGAUAAUGUUGAGCGGCGGUGGCGACGACGACGACGACGACGGCGAUCGACGGAGCAAUGCGUCGAAUGGCCGCGGCAAAAACACCACAGCGACCAGCGUGAUAGUGUUCGCUUCGGUAGCGGCCACGUCAGCGAUAGUCAUCGCGGCGGCGUUUCUGUUGUGGAGACGGCGUCGGGACGGCGGGAGAUCGCCGGCGAUGGCGGAAACCGCAGCGAUAGCGUCCAACGAACGGGCGACGUGCGGCGGCGGUGACAAGACCGGUGAAAAAUAUUCGCUGCUAUCACGGCGAACGCAGCAGCAGCAGCAGCAGCAGCAGCAACAGCAUCAGCGAAACGUCUACCCGAGUCUUACCGGGUCGGACCGGGAUCGCGAUCCCGCGGAUCCCGGCGAUCCAGCGCCCGACAUAAUGAUCCAACAAAACUACGGCAAACAGUUUCUGGUGUCGAUCGUGAACCGUGGCAUUCCCGGCCCCGAGAGUUGCGUAUAAACGACAGCCUGUUCAAUAUAUCAUAAUAUUAAUAAGUAUACCUAUCAUUAUAUUAUAUACCGCCCAUAUAACCUUGUUACCUUGUUCACUAUAGUAUACGCACAUUAUAAUAUAUUUUAUAUAAUAUUAUGUACGCAGUAAUAAUAAUAGUAAUAUUUAUUAUUAUUAUUAUUAUUAUUAUUAGCCUAUGGUAAUAACAUUGUGUGUGUACACUAUAAUAAUAAUAUUAUCGUAAUACUGUGGAUGUAUAUACGCUAAACACACAUUUGUUUCGCCCAAUCGCCGAAUCCGGUCCGAGCCGAAAACAGCGGAUCACAUAUUAUUAUAGGUAUACCGUCGAUCAUUUCAACCCACUAGUGAAACAAUACACAAUAUUAUAAUAGUUGAAUGUUAAAAAAAAAACUACGAUCGUCGUUCGUCAGGAAUGCCUGCUAUAUAGUAUACAUAGGUACAAGACCGACGAUUUGUCGGACGUUUGCCUCUUCCUUUUCGAGCUCUCUAAUCAUUUUUCGAGUUUUUUUUUACAAUAACAAUAAUAUAUAUACGCAUAUUAUAGUAAUCCAAGGAUUAUAUUCAAUUAGUUUUUAUUCUAGUGGAAACAUAAAAAUUAAUAACCGUCAUUUAAUUAAAUUUACUAUAACGUAAUACAGUGAAUCCUCGAUAACUCGAACAUCUAUACAAGGCGAAUUUUCAAUAACUCGAAGGAAUAUCUUCGCCCCUGCAUUUCAAUAAGUACGCACAAUUUUUCUAUAACUCGAAUUUUUUUUUAGCGUCCAACCGAUUUGCGUUGUCGAGGUUUCACUGUAGUAUAAUUGUUAUCAUAUAACCAUUAUGUAGGCAUUAACCAUUCAUUAAAAUAUAAAUAAACAAUAACAAUAAUGUAUUAAUCAAUAAUAAAAAAAAACAAUAGCCAAUAGGUAAUAUGUUGUCAAAUAUUCCUGAAAUGGCUGGUAUAAGUAGAAUAUUUUCUAUAAUAAUUCUAACCAAUUAACACAUUGAAACUUCAUAUAACCAAGUGCAAUUUGGGAGGCUCUGCGCCCUCUUCGCACACAACAAAGUCCUCCAAGUAUUAUAAAAAAACCAAUUGAUUAGCAAAUAAUAAUUUUUUCAAUAUUAAUUUAUAUCAUGCAUUUUUUUUUGUCAACAUUACUAAAAACUUACCAACUGCAACCACUGCUCCUAAUAAAUGAAAUAUAAUAUAUUGUAGUUAUCUAUUUUCUAUUAAUUAUAUUGUCCAUUUAAAAUGUUUAAUAAUAUGACGUAUCAUCUGUUGACGGUUAUAUUUCUUUUUGAUUUUAGCAAGAACUAUUAUCGUUUCUCGUUAAGGGGAUUGAAGGCGGUGAUUUGAUAAGGGCGUAUAGGCAAUUCGAUGUCUUAUACACGUUACGCAGUGUGGUUGUGUGCUAAGUAAAUGAUCAUUAAUGUACGUAGAUACGUUUGGAAUCCACCGUGUGCCACUCUCGCACGUACACGCACAUGUCAAUAAAUCAAGAACAACGAAAUAUAUAUGCAUCACCUAUAAAAACUACCAAAAGCGGUAGUAAAUUAAACAUACUUCCUGAAGUUUGAUUGUAAUUUCGAAAGAAGGGUUGAACUCGUAUGCUCCUAGACUAUGCUUUUUAGGAACCACUUUUUUGAUAUAAAGCCCAAUAUAAAUACAAAUGUAAUGCAAUUGAUUCAUGAGAUUUUUUAAAAAAAAUUUUAUAGUUCUUUAAAAUUAAAAAUUGUAAAUCGAUUUCCUAAAAAGCCUAGUUAUUUUGCCAAUAAAUUCAUGCAUAAUAUAUUAAAAAUUAAAAUCGGACAUUCAGAAGUAGUAUGUGUAAUUUACCAUCGCUUACCUAUUGGUCUAAAACGUACGAAAAAUAUGAGACAUGCAAUCCCCUUAAUUAUUUGCAAUCGUAACUUAUUAGGGUAUACCCCUAACCCCUCAAGUUAGGUUUGAGUAAUGAUGACAAUGUAUCAAUGAAAUGUGAUGUAAACAUCUUGCGAUAAAUUAAAAAAAUCUAUUAAAAGUAAGCUGAAGACGAGUGUAGAAACUUUCACGUUUCAUAAAUUUGUUCAACCCCCAAGAAAAUUGCGCAAUUUAUCUACUAUACUUUUCGUAAUAAAAUAACAAUUUAUUAUUGUGGUUACCAAUUCUUCCCAUGUCUAUUAAACAUUGGAAAUUAGUCAUAUUGUUAUUUUUUUUUAACAAAUAUUGUUAAAACGUUUUAUUUGUAAACUUUAUAGUAAGUAAUUAGUUUUACUAUAGAUAAAUAUAAUAUAUUAAGUAAUAUUAUACAAAAAUAUUAUGUGUGUGUGUGUCCAUGUUAAAAUAUUGAAUGUUAAAUUUGUAAUAUUGAGUGUUCCACAGUUAUUUUAUUAAUUUUAUUUCAAUCAUAGUGAAUUAAAUUCAUUUUUAAUAGACCAGUACUAAAAAAAUUGUAUAUAUUUAAAUCGGUUAUUGCUCUUUAUGUUAUAUAAUAUAUCAAUAUAAUGUCUGACAAAAUUCAAGUAGUUAAUUAAAUCAGUCAAUUGGUCAAUUUUAAUUGAUUUAAAGUUAAGUAUUAAAUAAAUAAAAAUAAAAAAUAAACUUACACCAGAUAGUAAAUAGAAUUUUUGCAUAUUUCGGAAUAUUGUUUUUAGCUAUACCAACCAACUAAUAAAAAUUUAAAAAUAUUGAUAUGUCCCCUACUUCAUAAUCAAAUAUAUAUAAAUCUAUUAUAUUAAGAAUCUUAAGUUAAACAAUUUGUUGUUAUACUAAUAUUCUAUAGUAUACUAACUAUACAUACCAGUUCACUGUUAAGGUCUUUAAAAUAGAUAUUUCUUUUAAAAAUCGUAUGUAAGAAAUAGAAAAAUGUAUUUAAGUCUAUAAACAGUACUAUACAGUAUUAUAUUAAAUUCUAAAACUAUAAUGAAACAUCACUUACAACGUGUUUCAGAAUGAUAAUGUCCCAUGUAUAUGUAGGUACCUAUACACGAUGUGCAGCUAUACUUAUGAAACAGAUAUUAAAAGCAUUUUACUACCUAUCAUAAUUUCUUAAUAUUUGCAAACAAUUUUCGAAAAUUCUAUUUGUACGUAAGCUGCUAAAAGUGUGUACAACUCCAAUACAUAUACGACGUGUGCAUACGACAUACGAAUAUACGAUUGUGUAAAAAAUGUUAAUACUUUGACAUAGGUCCUACUAUAUUAUAUUGAACAGCGACUUAUAUUGCGAAACAUAAUGUUGGCUAAUAUUGUAAUUAUUUAGACAUAGUUUAUUAAUAUUGAUGCGUUAAGGUUAUUGUUACACAAUUAUACUAUACUACUAGAGAUAACGACAUUUUUAUGUAUACCGAAACCGUAGUGUUAGUAAACUGUAUUAAAUCAUAAUAUUAUUAUUUAUUAAAACAAUAUUAUAACUAAUAAAA